CACGAAUUCUCGGACCUUGUGAUGAAUGCAAUCUUUUCGGAAGGACAGUUGAACAGGCAAAAACCUCCACUGAACAAGUGAAUUAACUGUAACGAGCCGUUUCAGAGGAAAGUCCCUCCUAUUACUACUGAUACUAUUUCACGUUUUCAAGUUAUGGCGUUUGCCUUGUCAUCGUAAAUACUAGUUAACGCUGCCGUCACUCAUCUGGAAAAUGAUUGUAUAUCCCGUAAAGGAAUCAUUAAUUUCAAACUUAAAUGGAUAUACAUUGUUACUGCCAUCAGUAAGUGUUGGUAAUGUGGGUCAGUUGGCUGUUGAUAUUCUCAUCUCUUCACUGCCUUCAGAAAAGAUUGGUCUUGUCCAUCACCCAGCCUUAUAUCCUCUUGUAGGUGGUGAUCCAUAUAAUGAAUCAUCCAAAGAAGUCACAACAAGUGCUGAUCUUCACCUUAUAGAACAAAAGAAUCUUGUUGUGAUGCAAAUUAGAUCGCCUCUUAUCAAGAAAGAAAAAAAAAAUUUCAUAACAGAAAUCAUGACUUGGUGCAAAGAAGUUGGUAUUAGAAGUAUUGUAAUGUUAGCUUCUUGCAAUGCAUAUGAACGGAGGAAUUACAAUCAGUUAACUGGAUCCCAGCUUCGAUAUUUGACUACUACACCAGAGGAUGGUGAAGUAUUAAGAUCACUAGGGGCAAGUGAGUUAGAAGAACAUGAAGAUGAAUUCGGAAGAAAGCAUCAUUUUUUAUCUGGAAGUGGGUUUGUUAAGCACUUCAUGGAAAUCAGUGACUUGCCCUUGACUGUACUCUUCAAAUUUGUUGAUGAAGGUGACAAUACACAUGAUGCCAUUGUUCUAGCUACAUACUUUAAUUCUUGGAAAAAGGAAAGUAAUAUGCAGUGGAAGUUGCCAUUUUCAUGGAGAAACAUGUUUGGUGGACCUGCACCCUCAAAUAUAUAUUAGGGCAGAUUAUCCAAAUCAAGGAGUUUUAUUGAUGGGGUAAUUAAUAAUAUAUGAACAUGUUUAAAUUGAAGUGUAAAAGCUGGGUUUUUUUCAGUGAAGCAAUUAGUAUUUAUUAAAUCCAAGAAAAACUCAGAUAUUUUUUAUGGCUUGAUGACUGGUAUUUUUUGUGAUUAAAUAACUGAAGAUCUCAUUCAAAAUUCUGUUAUUUUUGGUAUCCUUUUACAGGCAUGUUAUAUGAAAAAUAAAAGCAUACCAAACCA
Molecule: messenger RNA, 1206 nt
Organism: Macrobrachium nipponense
Lineage: Eukaryota; Metazoa; Arthropoda; Malacostraca; Decapoda; Palaemonidae
Product: proteasome assembly chaperone 2-like
Exons: 7
Coding region: 212-946 (244 amino acids)
Biological process (GO): proteasome assembly
Cellular component (GO): nucleus; cytosol
Source: RefSeq, a predicted model, not a curated record